Molecule: messenger RNA, 3301 nt
Organism: Vespa mandarinia (Asian giant hornet)
Lineage: Eukaryota; Metazoa; Arthropoda; Insecta; Hymenoptera; Vespidae
Source: RefSeq, a predicted model, not a curated record
GUGCUCAUUCUGUAGCGGACCGUCGAACCGAUUGGACUGUUGACGUCGAACGAUCUUGAAAAGGCUAAACGCGCGAAAUACAUAACGACACACGCGUAUAUAUAUAUAUGUGUAUAUAUAUAUAUAUAUAUGUAUAUAUACAUACAUGCAGUUUUCCAGUCGAUCAAACGAAGUCAACAUCGAGAAUAGUCGGUAUAAUUUUUGAUUAGAAGAAGAGGACGAAGACGAAGACGGAGGACGAAAUAAUAAAAGAAGACGGGAAAGAAGAAUAAAGGAAGACAAAGAAAAGGAAGAGGAAGAAGAAGAGAAACGGUGGAAGAGUUUUUUAAAAGAAAUUUUUUUUACUUUGCAAAAAGUCUACUCGUAGAAAGGUGUUGAAUUUCUAACACCGAUUUUCGAGUUAACAACGAUAAUUGGAUUCGACGACGAGUAGUAAUACCGAUCGACCGAGAGGAGACGUCGACGUUGAAACGAACGCGACAAAAGCUUUCCCCCUCGUUUUCUUUUUUAUUUUUACGCUCUAAGGAAGCACGAAAAGGAAAGCGAAAAAAAGAAAAACGACUUACUUUCGAAAUACGGCCGACGGUUCUAUAUAAUACGGGAAACGAAUAUUAUUUCCUCGUGUCCGUACGUUAAAGAAAUUGUUUUUCGAGAAUCGAAAUAAUUAUAAGCGUAGUUUAACAAACAUUUUCUUUUCUCUUAUUCUCCUUUAUUUUAUUUUUUUUCUCUCUCCUCGCAACCAAUACCACCACCAACACCAUCACCACCAACACCACCAACAACAACAAUAAUAACAACAACAACAACAACAACAACGACAACGACGACGACGACGACGUUAACACCAACAUCAACACCGUUAACACCGUUAACACCGUCAAAGCCGCCGUCGCCGCUACGCCGACACGAAGUUCUCAGAGUCGUUUUGAACUUUCUAGAGACGAAAGGCGCGUGGAGUUUCGUUUGAAAGAGUGAGAGGGAGUGAGGGAAAGAAAGAGAAAGAGAGAGAGAGAGAGAGAGUGUGGGAGGGAGAGAGAGAGAGAGAGAGGGAGAGGAAGGCAAAGGAUAAAAGAAGGAAACGAGAACGAGAAGGAAAGAGAAGGGAGAAAAAUAUAAUAAAAUAUAAAAAAGAAGAAAUAAAAAGGACUCUGCACGUAUAUUGUCGUAACUGUAACAACAACAACAACAACAACAACAACAGAGAUGGCGUUUAUGAUGCCUGUGAUGAAAAAUGAGUGGGACAUUUAUAAAACCAAUCGAAACCGUAGAUCUUCCGAAUGUUCGAAUCCUCGUGCCUGUCGCAGUAGAAAGGUAUCGGAAUGUUCGAAGUCUGCGGGUCCGUCAUUGUCUACGUCACCGGGUUCGGAUUUUUUAACUUCGCCAGCCCAUCGUUCAAUACCCUUGACUUCUCGACAUUUUUCAAGAGCAUCCUCGAGAGCGUCUCAGAGCUCGCUACAGAGCCCGAGCAAAAGUACCGGCUCCUCACCCCCAAAGACCGGUAGUUCGAAUUCCCUCAACAAGUUUCACAUUUGUCUCGUCGAUAAACUCAAGAGAAGUUUGAAGAAAGGCGACGACGACGAGGAAGAUCAAAGGAAUCUAUCAUGAAACAGCCCCGGGGUUUCGAGACGGACACGGGUGUCCGUUUCGAAACCGAUCGAGAUCCGUCGAACUUCGGCGCCCGUCGCGACAUUCGAGCCGAAUAGCGGAGUGGUGGCGCGAUCGUGUCCGGAUCAGCCUUCGGCGUGGUAAAUCAGAAGACGGGGGAGAGAGAGGAAGGAAAAAAAAAACAGAAGAAAAAAAGAAAAGAAAAAACAAAAGUAAAAAAUAAAACGAACAAGGAAAAGUAAAAAAGUAAACGAUCGGGAAAAGGAAAAUUAGGGGGAAAGAAAUGUAUAUGUAUGUGUGGUAUGUUGGGAUAUAUUAUGUCAGCUGCCGGAUGGAAUGAUAAUGAAGAAACAAGAAGAAGAUGAAAAAAAAAAAAAGAAUCGAAAGAAUUCGAUGAAGGAACGAUCUUGAAAUAUUAACAACACGAUGACGAUAACGAUGAUGAUGAUGAUGAUGAUGAUGAUGAUGAUGAUGAUGAUGAUGAUGAUGAUGAUGAUGAUGAUGAUGACGAUGACGAUGAUGAUUCAUUUUCUUGCAUUCUAUCAUCAAUGAAGAUAGAAAAUAGAGUACGAUCUACUCUUUUUCUCUCUCUUUCUAUCUCUAUCUAUCUAUCUAUCUAUCUAUCUAUCUAUCUAUCUAUCUAUCUAUCUAUCUAUCUAUCUAUCUCUCUUUUUCUCGUUCCCUCCCUUUCCUCCCUCAACAAUUUUUCUUUCCUUCCAAUUGAGAUAAGCUACGUUCGAAGAUUCAUGAAGAAAAGAAGAAGAAGAAGCAGAAGAAGAAGAAAAAAAAAGAACAAAGAAAAGGAAAAAGAUGGAAGAUUCGUGGCUGUUUUUUGUUCCUUCUUUUCUCUCUCUUUUUUUUUUCUUUUUUUUUUCUUUUUUUUUUUUUUUUUUUCCCCCAACGAAAUCGUAUUUUAUCUACGAAGAGAAGAAAACCAAUAGGAUUACCCGAAUGUUAUCAUCGAAGAAAGAAGGCUUCUGAUAUCGAUAUAUAUAUAUAUAUGUAUAUGUGUAUAUAUUGUGCUUGAUAACGAUGAGAGAAUCUGUUUAGAAUCGUCGCCGGUUGUCGCAGCUUUCUUCUUGAAGGUUUAACGAACGAAGAAGAGAAAAUGCGGAAGCUGCCCGAUGAUGUUGCGUGCAGUUUUCGGUGCAUCUACUUUGGUGCACCAGACACGACUAGGAUCGAGGUCAGUGCCAAUCCAGAACGACGUUUCGCCAAUUUACCGAUAUAACAUUUCUUUUUUUUUCUUUUUCUUUUUUUUUCUUUGUUUGUUUGUUUGUUCGUUUGUUUUUUUUUUCUUUCCUUUUGAAUUUAUUUUUUACACCCGCCACCCUCACUCACCACCCUUCUCUUCUUGACAGACUAAAAGUAAAGGAUCCUUCUUUUCUAUAGAAAUCAUUGGAAAAGAAAAAGAAAAAAAUGUUCACAUUUUUUUUCUGUUUUUUUUUUCUAUUUUUUUCUGUUUUUUUUUUUUGGUUUUUUUUUUUUAAAGAAUCGUUCUAUCAUUCAAAUUCGUUCAAUUAAUUAUUAAAGUUCCUUCUUAUUGUACUUAAAACGUUAGAAAAUCGAUUUAAGAAUCGUCAAAUGUGAGCUACGAAAAAAUCGAAUUCGUUUUUUUUUUCACCUGUUUGUCUGAAUUUCUCGACAAAAGUCUCGUAGAAAAUUACGGUUAUACUUCGAAAGGGGAAAAAGAAAG